Molecule: messenger RNA, 1722 nt
Organism: Populus euphratica (Euphrates poplar)
Lineage: Eukaryota; Viridiplantae; Streptophyta; Magnoliopsida; Malpighiales; Salicaceae
Product: SPX and EXS domain-containing protein 1-like
Exons: 14
Coding region: 116-1528 (470 amino acids)
Cellular component (GO): cytoplasm; membrane
Source: RefSeq, a predicted model, not a curated record
AUGCAUUUCUUCCCAUCCCGUCGAUCUCCAUAAUCACAAAGAUCAAAUCCAACAUCAAUCUGAUUAACAAUAAUCACUAUCUUCCUCUGUUUGUAAAGUAUCAGCAAUUAAAUCUAUGUUUGGAGGUCAAGUGAUUCCGCCUAGCAAAAGUCCGCACUUAAGGAAGUCUGGUAGCCGACCUGUCGUCUUUGAUCUUGAUGGUGAACAGGGAAACACUGAAAUGGAAGGUUUGUUACAUUCGACAGAGUCAAAUGAUUUGAAAAUUCCUAGCUUACCGAUUAGUACUGCAGCUAUAAUGCCGUCUCCGAUAUUAUUAUGGAGAUUUAAGGUACUGUUGUUUUUUCUCUGGGGUUUUUUUUGCUGCAAGAUUGGAUGGGGUUCUGGUAUGAGAAUGAGUGUGAAUUUGCGGGACCUUUUUCUUUACGAAGCAUUUUUGUAUUACAAUCCUCUUCUUCUUGUGACUAUGAUGGUGUGGCUUUGGGGAGUUAAUUUGUGGGUUUUUGCACAGUCUACCAUCAGCUAUGCCAAGAUUUUUGAUCUGGACCAAAAUCAUCUUACCCACAGAGAAAUAUGGAAGGUUGCCACAUGGAUGACCAUCAUUGUCCCAAUUAGCAUGACAGCAUAUCUUUACCUAUAUUCUCACGGAGAAGUAUCAUUGGCUGCAUCACAACCAGUCUUCUUGUACUGUGCUGUUGCCUUGAUCUUGAUAUUCCCCUUCGAUAUUUUUUACUUGUCAUCCCGCUACUACUUGCUGAGGACUCUUUGGCGGAUAGUUUUCCCUUUGCAGGCUAUUACAUUUUCUGACUUCUUCUUAGCUGAUAUUUUGACCUCCAUGUCAAAGGUAUUCUCAGAUCUGGAGCGCUCAGUUUGUCGUAUGGUCCAUCGCCAGGUUGCCACCAUAGCAUGGUUUGAAGCUGACUCUGUUUGUGGCAGCCACUCCAUUGGGAUCCCUAUAAUUCUAGUUUUGCCUUACAUUUUCCGAUUAUUUCAGUGUCUUCGACAGUACAAGGAUACUAAGGAGAAAACAGCUCUUUUUAAUGCUUUAAAAUAUUCAACUGCAGUACCAGUGAUUUUUCUUUCAGCCCUUAAAUACCAUGUCCUUCCAGAUAGUUGGACGAACUUCUAUAGGCCACUGUGGCUUCUCUCAGGUGUCUUAAAUUCAUUAUAUUCGUUCUACUGGGAUGUGACCAGGGAUUGGGACUUGAGCUGCUUCACCCGGAUUUUCAAAUUUAACAAACCGAGUCUCUGUUCACACCUAUUGCAUGGACGGAAAUGGGUUUAUUUUUGGGUGAUAGGAAGCAAUUUCAUUCUGCGUUUGGCAUGGACUUACAAACUGUCUGCGCAUCUUCGGCACAAUUACCUUACAGUGUUCACAAUCACUGCCUUAGAGAUGAUUCGCCGAUUCCAAUGGGUUUUCUUCCGCGUCGAAAAUGAAUGGACUAAAAUGAAUUCCAAGUCAAAUCUUCAACUUUCGGAGAUCUCAUCUGAGGAAGAUAAAUUACUUGCACCCAGCAACCAUAAUGUGUAGAUAACAAAUGCUUAGUUGCUUACUUCUUGCAAGCAGCAUGAUCUACAGUUUUAAACAGCAACCUCGUCUUUUGCUGGAAAAGGUUUAUCCAUUCCACUCUUAGUUUCAGUCUAUAUGAUCGUUCAAUUUUUUUGUUAAAAAAAGGAAUAGGUUAUUCAAAGAUACACAAUUUAGGAGUAUAUAUCAUUCAUCAA